CAGUUUGGCAAACAACAGUCUACUGUACUGAUCCUCGCUGGCGCAUUUGCAGUCCUCUUUCAGGCUUGCUCGGUGCAGCUUCAUGGAGUGAGCAUUUUUGAAGUUCCUUCAGUUCACGAAGCAUUUUUGUCGCUGUUUUAUGGGACUAUCUGGCUGUUUCUGAUCAUUGGAGUCGUCACCCAAUGUUAUAAACCAUCUAUUUGUAAUGGACGGGAAACGAGGAAAACGUCCUGGGAAUUUGAAGAAGCCAACACCGAUUACAUUGGAUAUCAGUUCAACUGAUUCGGAUGUGACACCGGUUGACGGAGCUGCAAGGCCACCUGUUGUGACCGAUGGCGAUCAGGAUCCCAGUGUUCUCACUGAGGAGAAUAUGCGUCCAGAGGAGUUUGAGAGAAUAUGUGACCUUGGCGCAGGUAAUGGCGGUGAGGUGAUCAAGGUACGCUUUCGGCCCACGGGAAUGAUCAUGGCAAGGAAGCUUAUUCACUUGGAAGUGAAGCCGAGUAUACGAAAACAGAUCGUGUCCGAGCUGAAAGUCCUCACAAAGUGCAACUCUCCAUACAUCGUUGGUUAUUACGGUUCCUUCUACGCAGAGGGAGAAAUCAAUAUCUGUAUGGAACAUAUGGAUGGUGGUUCAUUGGAUCUGAUCAUGAAGCGUGCAGGUCGCAUACCAGAGGAUAUCCUCGGCAAGAUUACGUGCAAUGUUCUAGAUGGAUUGCUGUACCUUCGUGAGACGCACAAGAUCAUGCAUAGAGAUAUCAAACCCUCCAACAUCCUGGUGAACAGCAAGGGCGAAAUCAAACUGUGUGACUUCGGUGUGAGCGGCCAACUCGUCGACUCUGUGGCCAUUACAUUUGUUGGCACGAGAUCGUACAUGGCGCCCGAGCGACUGAAGGGCGUGGCGUACUCGGUGCAGAGCGACAUCUGGUCCCUGGGCGUGUCUCUGGUGGAGAUGGCGCUGGGCGUGUUCCCCAUUCCGCCCCCGCCAGCAGAACGGAUAAAGCAAGCGCUCAGCUCACCUGCUGCAGGCAGUGAGGGCGCUGUCGGCCUAGCGUCCAACGACACCGAGCCAGCCAUGGCAAUAUUUGAGCUGCUCGAGUAUAUUGUCAAUGCUAAACCUCCGACUCUUCCUAGCGCGUACUUCUCACCCGACAUCAUUGAUCUUGUCAAUUCCUGCCUUAUGAAGGAGCCAAAAGAUCGACCGAGUCUUCAAAUUCUAAAACAACAUGACUUUGUCCAGCGUUCGUCGGCAGCGAGUAUUGAUGUGGCAAAGUGGGUCCUGGCUACGAUGGAAUCCUCAAUGUGAUCUCCGCCAGGUUUGUUACAUGCCAGCUCUCACGUGUGUGUGCACGUGUGGCUGGUUACGAUGCCGUCUCGUGUGUGCUCGCGUGCGUUCCUCGUCGUCGUCGUUUGGCGAUGAAUGCUGUUUGACGACUGAGGUUGCCGUGCGCUAGUUGGUAGCGGCUGUGCCGGUUGUGUCCAUUCUCCAUCACUGCUGCUGCUGCUGUCAAACGGCAAAUGUUUAUAUUCUUUUAUUGUACUCAUCAUCAACAGACCAGGUCUUUACGUUUGCACGCUCCUCUUGUUAGUGUCGGACUCCUUUUCUUCUGCUCGAUUUUACCUCAUCAAGCAGUUCGCACCUAUCCCGUGCACUCGUCCCGUACCCUAUGCUGCUGUUGUUGCUGUUUUGCUGUUUUUUAUCCUAUGCGGGCACAUAGGCGGCUUUGUGCGUGCGCCCUCUGCCAAUCCGGUGAGUGGGCGUGCCGCGACGGUCACCGUUGACCUGUUGCCAUGCACUACGUCACUGCUUGCCCCAUUGCAUUGCGCCGCCGCCGCCGUCGUUGUUGCCGUCAAUGCGCCACCGGAAAGCACGGCUUUCAUAGUGCCACGCUUAGCCUUCCUGGGUCCCGUCUCGUUGAGGAAUCGCCACCGUUUCCCAUUCUCCGGCUAAUUUUCCCCAGCACUAUUUGCACGACGCAAUUAGUUUUUUUUUAGUUUCUCUUUUCCCCUUUCAGGUCCUAUUAAAUUAGCUAUAUUCACAGAUAGAGUAUCAUCAUUGGCUGUUCAUGUCUGCUUGUCAUUUUGUUUUUUUUUGUUUUUUUCGUGCUCGAAUCCAUCUGGGUCAUGCUUUUUGCUCCAGAUGGUUUCUGUGUCUUAUUACUGAACGGCCCCAGACUUUAACUGUGUCCUCUUUAGAGUUUCCUGGCGACUGUUUCUUAUGGUGUUCUACCGCUGAGGUUAUUGUACAUUAUUCAGCUGGACAGGUGUCCUGUAAGUUUCUUUCUGCCUUGCUCAGUGAAUAUAGUUAUGCAUGUCUUGAGAGCUGGAUAUGAUAUUCCCCGUUCCUGUUUUUGUUUUCGGUUCUCUCUCUCUCUCUCAUUCUCUCUCUCUCUCUCUCUCUCUCUCUCUCUCUCUCUCUCUCUCUCUCUCUCUCUCUCGUCUAUAGUCAUAGUUUCACUUCUCGUGUGAGCCCCGCGGUGUGCACAGGGCGCCCCGAGCGCUCCUCGUCUUGAUUGGUGCGGCUAGUCUGCACAUGCGACCAGCUAGCCUCUAUCAUGUGUUAGUGUGUGUGUUUACCUUUUCCUGUAUACAGUUAGUCGUUGGUGUUACGAAUUGAUUUCGAUGAUUUCUCUCUUCUUCUUUUCUUCUUUUUUUACAAUACGCGCUGUCACAUGGCUUGUACCACUAUUAUGUCUUACUUAGUAGUUGUGUCACGUCCGGAGUGCUUUUGUCAAUCUACAUGACCACGCGUAGCUCUUUAUGCUGUCUAGUAUGUAUCUUUCUUGCAUUGAACAUUAGCUACUGGGAGUUGCUUUCGUCUUCUCAACUAAGUUACUGCCUUUGA
Messenger RNA from Sycon ciliatum, 2842 nucleotides. RefSeq names its product dual specificity mitogen-activated protein kinase kinase 1-like. The coding region runs from base 206 to 1303 and encodes 365 amino acids. Gene Ontology annotation, biological process: protein phosphorylation. Lineage: Eukaryota; Metazoa; Porifera; Calcarea; Leucosolenida; Sycettidae. The record is from RefSeq and is a predicted model, not a curated record. Gene Ontology annotation, molecular function: ATP binding; protein kinase activity. The transcript has 10 exons.